CCCUCAAGCCGGAUUGGGCCAGAGCGGUCACGCGGUGCUCGGCGCGGUCACGCGGUGCUCGUGCGCUGGAACGUCCUUUCAGUGGUCGAUAGAUAACGGAGGCUUCGGUCAUGUCUUCUCUCAGGGUGACCAGGGUGCUGCAGCACAUUGCCAAGAGCGGCUGGAGAGCCCAGUCCACGGCGCCCCAGGCGGCCAGCGCCGGCUCCUCUUCCCACCCAGGCUUCAGCUUUGAGCUCAGCGAACAGCAGAAGGAGUUUCAGGCCACCGCUCGGAAAUUUGCAAGAGAAGAAAUUAUCCCUGUCGCCAGCCAGUAUGACAAGUCCGGGGAGUAUCCUGUUCCCCUCAUUAAAAGAGCCUGGGAGCUGGGGCUGAUGAACGGACACAUCCCCGAGCACUGCGGAGGCCUGAACCUUGGUAUCUUUGACACGUGUCUGAUUACGGAGGAGAUUGCUUAUGGCUGCACUGGUAUUCAGACAGCUAUAGAGGCCAAUUCCCUGGGGCAAAUGCCGGUGAUCAUUGCAGGCAAUGAGGCCCAGCAGAAGAAGUACCUGGGAAGAAUGACGGAGGAGCCCCUGAUGUGUGCUUACUGUGUCACCGAGCCCGGAGCCGGCUCAGAUGUGGCCGGCCUGAAGACGAGAGCAGAGAAGAAGGGCAAUGAGUACAUUAUUAAUGGGCAGAAAAUGUGGAUCACCAACGGGGGCAAAGCUAACUGGUACUUUCUUUUGGCUCGCACUAAUCCUGACCCCAAGGCACCAACGGGAAAAGCUUUCACGGGGUUUAUUGUAGAUGCAGAUAGCCCUGGAGUACAGAUUGGGAGAAAGGAGCUGAACAUGGGGCAGCGCUGCUCGGACACCAGGGGGAUAGUGUUUGAAGAUGUCCGGGUUCCCGCAGAAAAUGUCCUACUUACUGAAGGUGCCGGUUUCAAGAUUGCUAUGGGGGCGUUCGAUAAGACCCGACCACCGGUGGCAGCCGGUGCCGUCGGUUUAGGUCAGAGAGCGCUGGACGAAGCUACAAAGUACUCUCUGGAGAGGAAGACAUUUGGAAAGGUCCUUGCGGAGCAUCAAGCCGUGUCCUUCUUACUGGCUGAGAUGGCCAUGAAGGUGGAACUUGCCCGCAUGGCAUAUCAGAGGGCAGCUUGGGAGGUGGACUUGGGCAGAAGGAACACGUACUACGCCUCCAUCGCCAAGGCAUUUGCCGGAGACAUUGCCAAUCAGGUGGCUUCAGACGCUGUUCAGAUAUUUGGAGGAAACGGAUUUAACAGUGAUUAUCCUGUGGAAAAGCUCAUGAGAGAUGCUAAAAUCUACCAGAUCUAUGAGGGCACAGCCCAGAUCCAAAGGCUCAUCAUUGCUCGGGAACAUUUUAAUAGGUACAAGCAAUGAAGAAUUGGCGGCCCCCUGUUUGCUGCUCUGGACUGUUUUACCUCCUUCACCCCCGGCCUUAAUGACAAGCUUGGUUUCUGCAGGAGCGUUUAGCACUAAAGUUAAUUUUAUAUAACAUUUUACUAUAUGCAAAUAGACAUCUUGAUUGUAUCUAUCCUUUUUUUUUAUGUUGUGUGUUGAGCUGUCCUUUUCUACGACUGUAGCGGCAUCAGAGCUACAGGUGAAAAGGCAAUAUUAAUCCAGCCAGAAAAUUGUUACAGUAAACCACUUAAAACUG
This is a messenger RNA of Bufo bufo (common toad), 1656 nucleotides long. RefSeq names its product acyl-CoA dehydrogenase medium chain (gene ACADM). Gene Ontology annotation, molecular function: flavin adenine dinucleotide binding; medium-chain fatty acyl-CoA dehydrogenase activity. Gene Ontology annotation, biological process: fatty acid beta-oxidation; medium-chain fatty acid catabolic process. Bases 111 to 1379 code for a protein of 422 amino acids. Gene Ontology annotation, cellular component: mitochondrion. NCBI's taxonomy places the organism in Eukaryota, Metazoa, Chordata, Amphibia, Anura, Bufonidae. The transcript is spliced from 12 exons. The record is from RefSeq and is a predicted model, not a curated record.